GUUCAGCCUGCGGCCCUCGCAACUGAGCCUCGCACGUGGCCUCCACCGCCAGGCCUGGCGCCAGGAUGAUCGCGGGCACGUGGAGGUUGCCGUGCGGCCGCGUAUCGUGGUCGUAGUGGCGGUCGUCGAUCACGUACUGGUGGUCGUACUGGUUGCGCUAGUGGUAGCCGCUGACGCCGUACAGUUUGUCGUCCUGGUCGAACUGUUGGUCGUAUUGGUGGUCGUACUUGUCGCACUGGUCGCGCUCCAGGACCUCGACGACAAUGUAUUUGAACUCCGCCAGGCGCUGAUGAAAACUUAGCUUUCGGCCGCUGGGUGCCUGAGCGUAGGGCUUUACCUCCACGCCGUUCGCUGUCAGGUGAUCUUCCUCCGUGGCGUCCGAGGCUGCUAGCAUCGCCCUCGCAAGCAGCGCGACGUCUUUGCAGC
Molecule: messenger RNA, 426 nt
Organism: Prorocentrum cordatum
Lineage: Eukaryota; Dinophyceae; Prorocentrales; Prorocentraceae
Source: the annotation of a GenBank genome assembly